This is a messenger RNA of Periconia digitata, 1033 nucleotides long. The record is from the annotation of a GenBank genome assembly. NCBI's taxonomy places the organism in Eukaryota, Fungi, Ascomycota, Dothideomycetes, Pleosporales, Periconiaceae.
CCGCGAGCUUUGAUAAAGACCCACGACUUCGCCAACUUCAAGUUUCUUGCUCUAUAUCAACUGGCUUUUUCAAGUUGCAUUCUUAUCGUUCCUUUUUGGGGAAAGGGUUCCUACUUCGACCGAUCCACUCUACUAAUCUUCAAAUCCUACGGGAAGUGUUGUACACAUCCUAUCCAUCCCUGCCAUACCACAUUAUCGCAGCUCGACCCUACACUUCUCGAUUCGCGGGAAAUUUACAAUCUAGAUAGACUUGCGUCAUUCCACCCUAGGGUUAUCCGACCUCUACAAAGUCUCAGGCAUUCACUGCAUAUUCUCGCCAUCAUACCGACUAGAAACACACUGCUGGGGCAUCACUGAAAAGGAAAAGAAGAAGAAGAAGAAAAAAAAAAGAUAAAUGUCCACUUACUCCACCCCAUCGACGACCUCCACAACCUCAACCCAGCACAGCGACUACAGCACCCCACCUCCAAGAGACUACUCGGUACCUUCUUUCCGCAGCAUGAGUUCAUCAAGACGUAUCACCACGGCCGAGAAACAGCAACUCCUCCACUCCCUCUCAACGCACAAAGUAAACACCAUCAACGAACUCCGGCGUAUCGAGCGCGCUUUCGCGGUCCUAGGGGACGAGGAGUGCGCCGUCGCCAUGACUGCUGCUUGGUCUUACUACGUCAACUCAAACUCGCUCCUCGCGGAGCUUCGGGCUUUGAGUCGUGAUUAUCCUUUUAGCGUCGAGUGCCUCGAAGAAGCAAAACGCCGUGUAUACACAGACCCAGCAUCGAACCGAAGCUGGAACCUCUGUUGGUUGAUUCUUCAAAAGAUACGCACAGAUAACUUGAUACCGUACUUUUCACACCUCCAGGCGUCGCAGCCUGCUAUGUGGGCUUCUUCCACUCCCGGCGGCUACGGCCACGGCCACAGUUUGAGGGUUUCGGAGGAGCAGGUAGGUAGAUUAGCACAGGCUUUUGUGCGGGAGUGGGAAAGUGCUGUAGGGAUUUUGUUGAGGGGAUGGGAGGGGGGUGAGCCUGUGCGUUAG